AUGGCGUCCUCGCGAGCGAUGCGGCGCGCGCAGGGCGACGCGCUCGCGGCCGCGGCGCACGUCGCGUUCGGAGGCGGCGGCGAGUCCGAGGAAUCGAGCGAGGACGACGACGACGACCUGCCGGCGCGCGCGCCGCGCAACGCGUUCGCGCUCCUCGGCGGCGGCGACGACGACGAGGAGGAGGUGGAAGACGCCGAAGAAGACGAAGAAGACGCGGAGGCAGAGGAGGCGCCGAAGCCCGCGGAACCAUCGCCGCCGCCGUCUUCGAAGAAAAAGAAAAAGAAGAAAACCAAGAAGAAGAAAGACGAAGACGAAGACGAAGACGGAGACGGAGACGGCGUCGACGAAGUCACCGCCGCGCUCAGAGAGCUCGGGGAGGAGAUGCCGACGGCGACGCGAGACGCCGCCGCCGCCGCCGCCGCCGGAGACUUCGUCGAAGACCCGCUGAUGUCCGUCGACGUUCGAAGGCUCAAGGCGGAGGAUGAGCUGAAGAGCAUCUUCGGCGCGAGGGUGAUGCGCGCGGUCGAGGUCGAGGGCGGCGGCGGCGGCGGCGGCGGAGGAGGAGGAGGAGGCGGGGGCAGGAGGGGGCGGCAGCCGCGAGGAAGAGGCGCCGCCGCCGCGCCCUUCUCCUCGCGCGCGAAGUCCACGCUCGUGACCCCGAGACCCACGUGGCCGCCGUUCCACCGCGCGUCCGGGCUCGCCAUGGAGAGCGUCGGGUACGACAAACGCGACGGCGCGCAGAGGUUCGAGUACGUCCGCGACGACGACGCGAUCGCCGCGGCGGCGGCGUAUCGCCGCGCGGCGGCGACGCACGAUCCGAAUCAACUGAUCGCUCUUCUGCAUCGCUACCCGUGGCACGUCGACGCGCUGCUCGCGCUGUCGGACGUGUACGCGUACGCGGGUCAGGGCGCGGAGAGCGCGGAGACGCUCGAGAAGUGCCUGUUCGCGCUGGAAGGGGGCUGGCAUCCGCAUUUCGCCGCGGCGGCGGCGGCGGGGCGCGCGCGGAUGUCGGGCGCGGCGGAUCUCGAAUACGAGGACGAGGACGAGCCGACGCCGAACCCCAACGCGCCGUUCUUCGCGGCGCUGUUUAAGCACGCGCAGGGGCUGACGCGCAGGGGGUGUCAUCGCGCGGCGUUGGAGUGCUCGAAGCUCGCGCUGCGUCUGGACGAGAGCGACCCGCGGGGUUUCUUGUGUUGCGUCGAUUACUUCGCGCUUCGAUGCGGCGAAGAGGACUGGCUUUUGGACUUCGCGAACGAGUUCAAGCCGAACGCGUCGCUGUGCACGCUCCCCGGGGUGGCGUUCUCGGUCGCGCUCGCGAGGCUCGGGGGCGGGAUCCCGGGGCGCCGCGCGGAGAAGGCCCGCGGCAGCGGCGGCGGCGCGAAAGGAGGCGGCGGCGGCGGCGGCGGAAAAGGAGGCAGAGGUGCGAGCAAGCUGGCGGAGGCGGAGCGUCGCGACGCCGACGACGCGCUGCUGCGCGCGCUGCUGCUUCACCCCGCCGCGCUUCCCGCGCUGACGGACCGCAUCGACGCGUCCGCGACGACCUCGGACGCGCGGUGGGUGAAGGCGCUGACGCAUCCGUUCUUUUUGGACGCGCGAACGGAGGUUCGGAGCCGGUCGUUGGAGCACCUGUACGACUUGUUCGCGGAGCGGCAUCAUCUGCUUUGGAAGCCGGACGAGGCGUUGAGGUGGCUGUUAUCCGGCGCGCUGCGAGCGAUCGACGCGGCGGAUGAUAUGAAACGGCCGAUCAUCGACGGUUUAUGCCCUCUCGAUUUCGCGUCGCUGCGAGACGAGACGUUCCCGGCGUCGGACGCGAACGCCUUUUCGCAUCUCUCCGCGGAUGACUUUUCCGACGCGGUGAAGCGUCAGAUGCCGGAGGGAGACGAGAACCCUUUCAUGAUGCCUCGACCCGGCGUGGGACCCGGCCCCGGCGGCGUUCCCAUGGAACCAAACGAUGUGCGUGGCAUCUUAGACGGCAUCCAACUCGAUGACGUGGAGCGGGCGGUCGCCGCCGCGGGCGGACGCGCGGCGUUCGUGGAACGGCUCGGCGGCGAGGACGCGCUCGGAGAGUAUUUCCGAGCUCGCGAAGCCGCGAACCGAGGCGACGACGGACCGGACCCGUUCGGACGCGUCGUGGACUUUUUCCGGACGAUGCUGAACCCGACGGCGGUCGGUAACGAGGGCGGGAGGCUCGAGGCGCAGAUGCGCGGCGAGAACGCCGCGGACGAGGCGGCGGAGGCGAACGACGCGCGGCGCGACCCCGACGCGGAAGACGCGUAGCUCGAAGAGGAGAGAAGACGGGACAGAACCGCGGGGACGAACGAUCUCUCUCGCGUUCGAUGAAACGAAAUAUCCUAGCACGCC
Messenger RNA from Micromonas pusilla CCMP1545, 2361 nucleotides. RefSeq lists its product as uncharacterized. The transcript has 2 exons. Gene Ontology annotation, cellular component: RQC complex. Lineage: Eukaryota; Viridiplantae; Chlorophyta; Mamiellophyceae; Mamiellales; Mamiellaceae. The coding region runs from base 1 to 2277 and encodes 758 amino acids. The record is from RefSeq and is a predicted model, not a curated record.